UUGAAUAAUUUGACGACGACCGGACAGCAGGUGCGAAUAUUUCAUAAAGGAAUUGUUCGUCGCCAGCCGAUAAAUUAACUUGCAGAUUUCUUUCGUAACACGCCAGAAAUUAUUGCAAUUUCAUUCGAGUUUACGACAUUGAAGAUUAUUGGAAUAUUUUCCGUACCAUCGAUAUGGAAACGUCGGUUACUAAACAUCGUACAAAGAAUGUGAGAGAAAAGCAAGUACGCAAAUUGACAUAUUUUGACAAGAUGAUCACGGCCUUUGGAACGACGUAAAAAUUGCUUGAUUCGUUUCCACAUAAAAAUAGAAGGAAAUAACGCGUGUACAUCAUUGAUUAUAAAUAGUCGCUUUCUAAAAAGAAACGCCGACCAGAAUAGCUCGCUAUCGAUCCUUUUCUUUCGUCGAGUUCGCAAUUAAACUUAAACACAGUGGGUAACUUUUUCUCAGAAAUGAAAUCUCCGACUCAAUUUCCUUAUUUUUCAUUCUCCCCCUGUUUCGAACCACACGCUCUCCUUCACUUUACUCGUACGAAUUUAGACCUACGACGCAUGGAUCGCGAGAAACUGAACCCUCCAACCUCACAAAUAAAUUAAACUUUCCCAACAACGUAAUUAGAGCGAAGAUCGACGUUCGCAGGCACCGAGCAACACUGGCCUGAGGAAGUCGAACGAACAAAAUCCGUCGGUGGUCUCACGGGAUUUCAGGCUGGUGCAAAUGAACCGCUGGAUAACAAACGAAAAGUUUGUCGCGCUGAUAAUGCAAGAAAGCCAUCAACAGGUAGCCAGAAGCAGGAGGCUAGGUGGAACUAGUUUGCCACCUUAAUUACAAAUUUCUUCUUCUUUUUUUUUUUUUUUUUUUUUUUCAACUUUGGAAAGUGUUAAGGAAAGGCGAAAGCCGAAAGGAAGACGAAAGUACGGCGAAGAACGGGUAUCGGUAGGGUUUGGCGGGGGUCGGAGGAGCCGCUGCGGUCACAGCACGCGCACACAUGUUCGCCAGUCGGCAUGGGGGCAGAGGGUGGACGAGUGGGAGAGCGGAGCGCGCGCCUUGGCACUCGGCGAGGCGGCGCGCACCGCGACAGACCGACAGAAGCGGUGGAAAGCGGAGCUCGGCCGAAGCGAGUCGAGGCUCAGUCGCAGUCACGAAGCGGCGCCGAGCACCUCCACUCGGUUGGCCAGUCGUCCCUCGCUAUCCGCCUCUUUCCUGUCUCUCUUUCUUUCUGUUUCGUGUCGGCUUUCCUCGAUAAGUUCUCCAACGUGAGGAAAAAAAAAACACCAAGAACCUGUCGCGUGUUUAUAAUUAAACGAUUGCAUCGACCAAAGUGUCCGCAAGGAACGUUACUCCCUUUUUUCCUCUCUGUCGAUCCUCUCUUUCCUAUUUUUCUCUCGUCACGACCCGUUCUUCUUUCAUCCUGAUACCCGAAGGCGGAUCUCGCGCGCGCGCGCGCGACCUAACGACGCGAUGAAUUUCUCUCGAGAGCCGACGAACGCACGGCGUGGCUCCAUGCGCUUCGCCGCGCCUCGCUCCGGCUAUAAUUAACAAAACCGCUCUCGUACUGCCGAGAGAAACUGUUCCCUUGUAACGUGCUGACGCUCCCGAUCAUGCCGCCUCCCGACGAACCUGUGCUUUAAUCGUUCUUACUUUCCACCGAUUCGAAGACAAAUCGAUCAACAGUGUAUCGUAGGCGGUGAGAGACAGUAGCCGAACAGAUGGAUCGUCGUUAGAAGCUGGGAAGAGAGGCGAGACUGUGUCCAGGGCACGCGAACGCCAGCAAACACGGCCACCGCGAACCUUGACCGUGAGUCUCUGUUCAGGUCUUUCCGUGGAACGACCGACCUAUUAACCGAUCUAUUCUCAUCUCUGGCGGCGUACUCGACGCGCGACCGCCUUCCAAACGCGACGUUUCUUCGCGUUCGCGUCUCUCAGUGUAAAAAGUGAGUUCGCGCGGUAUCGGGAAGAUCUUCGCCGAGCCUUUUUGCGAUCAGGCUCGACAAUUUUGUUGCGUACGUCGCCAGUGUACGCCAGGAAAGAGAGCGGCUGGAAGAACUGCCGAGGUUUCGAACAACCGUGACAAGUGGAUUUCGCGAGUGUCGAGAAGGAACGAGCUGCGGAGACGUCGGUGUGUGAAGCGGAAUCCUCUCCCGGAUCGCGACGGCUGCCACGUUUCGAAUAGCAGUUUCGUUGGCGAUGCGCGAGUAGGAUAGAGGAGAAGAGAGCGGCCGAGGGACGGAGAGAGACAGCGAGGAACCAGCGGCGAAGACAGAGGAGAGACGCUUUUAAACUGAUGAGAUGACAGUGCUGUGCGUGUUGUGGGCGACUCUGUCCACCGUGGCAUCGAUUCUCGCCUGCUCCGGAUUUUACCUGCCUUACUGGAUUCAGGGACGACUGCUAGGAAAGGCAGACGCGUACUUUAGUUCCUUUCGACGCUGCAACUAUCCACGGCUCAGGACGACGAACGCCCCGCCCGAAAUAGUUUACGAGUGCGCCAGAUACUCCAGCUUUUGGGACAUUCCGAGCGCCUGGUGGCAGGCGAGCACCGUCACCAUGGGAAUCGGUGUCGCGAUCGCGCUGAUCGGCGCGCUCACCCUGCUAGCCGCUGUCACCAGCUUCCUGCCGCACAUACUGAAAACGCCUAAGCACACCAGAGUCCUGGGCUCCCUGCAGUUGCUCGCUGUGAUGAUAUGCGGCGGCCUGGUGAUGUAUCCUAUAGGAUGGGACAAUCGGGAGGUACAGGAGUCCUGCGGCAAGAGCGCCAACGUAUACAAUCUCGGAAAGUGUUCCGUGUCAUGGUCGAGCCACCUGCUGGUAGGCUCGGUGGCGCUAUUAAUGCUGUGCUUCGGGUUGAGCUUCUGCGCCGCACGACACAAGUCAUCCAACCCACACACCGAUCCUCUGCGCAUUUGACAAUCGAGAUAUUCCCAAUCGAUUCACGCCUAUGCCUCGCCGAAGACGACCACCCUCUCUUUCGUCACGGUCUGUUGAUCGUGAACCGGACGAGCAUCGAGAAACCACCACGAGCCUCUGCGUUCACCUGGGUACGCCACCACACGUCACAUACCACACACACCACACGUCACACGUCACACGUCACACGUCACACGUCACACGUCACACGUUUGUGCGCGACUGCGUCGAUCUCGGCGUCUAUCCAAAGCUGGGAUUUCUUAUUAGCGUCGGACUCAUUUACGCGUCUUUCGGUCGAACGCAACAUUUACACGCAGACAGAUUUCCUAUCGGUGUAAUAUACUUGUAUUAUAAUACAAUGAAGAAGAAUAUGACAGACAGAAGCCUAACGUACAGUAGAAUUUCGUUUGUACGAACGAGUUAACGCUCAGCUUCGCGUACCAGCCUCUCGCAAGCUAAACGAUCGAUCACGUUAUUAGGUAUCUUUGUUAUUCGAUUUUCAAAAAACAAGUAACUUUUGUGAAUUCAUUCGUUCGUUGCCAGAAGAUAAAUAAUAGGAUAAAUUCUAGAGUAAAUUUAAAAGAAAAAUAGCGUUUUUAAAGCGACACUCUGUUAUUCGAUCGAAUAUAAUUUCAAUCGUACGCGUAUUCUUACAACGACUAUACGCGAUCAUUUGUGUUGCAAACUAAAUUCCCAAUGCCGAGGAAGAAAUAGUUGAACAGGAUACCGAAACCACUGCUUCGCCACAAUUGCCGAAUAUCAACUUGUAUCGUUCGAACUAGUCGGACGAGGUGUCUUUUCUCAAACUUUAUCGCUAGAAUUGCUCGGUUAUCCGAACUAACGUGUUCCCCUGUUGAGAAACGAGCUUCUACUGUGCUUCUAAAUAAUUUUCAACCGUUGCAUUUGCAUUAGACACGAUGGACGCUUAUAGGAAAUCCUAUCUUAACGCGUCUCGCACUCUACUUACGAACGAAUCAUUACGGAAUUACCUCGAAACGACCACCGAUCGUCUCGUCGAUCGACAACGUGUUUCUUAUCGACGGUAUUUCGCCUGCAUCAAACUUUCUAAACGAUGUGCACUUACCGACAAGUUGAAGCUAUCGACAAGAUCGUCAUCGACAUAGAGUUUCGUCAACGGUGUGCAAAUCAUCAACGCUAGCGUGGUCGUUAGUCAGCACUCGAAUAAUACGACAGUGUUUUAUUUUUGUUUCAUCCGUAACGCUUCGUCUCGUGGUAAUUUCUCCAAUAUAUUUUUUAUCAGAGACUGCGCCGUUUGUAAGAAGAAUAUAGUCGACGAUCUCGCGUCGGUGAAUGCACAACGUUGACGAAAUUGAAAGUCGACGAAAACACUGGCGACGAUUUCAAUCCGAUUAACGCGUGCGUAGCAUCGCUGAAGCUCACAGUGUCGAGAUAUUCGUCAAUGAAAAAUUCGUCAAUGAUCUUGGUCAUCUAAAGGUAAUUUUUAUGUGUAUAGCAUAGCGUUUGCUCCACCGGACGGUGUUUUCGUUCCUGGUUUCCGAACCGUGUUAGACGGUUCGCCUCGACACCCUAUCGAUACCGCCCCCUCCCACCGUUAAAAAAAAGUUUCGCUAUAAAAAAAAAAGAAAAAAAAAAACAAAAAGAAAAGAAGGAAAAACGUAGAUGCGCGGAAUGCAAGAACAUCGCCUACGGUAUGUUUCAAGGAAGAGAAAUUCCAGGAAGAUUCAUCGAGGAAUAAAACUGGACGCGACUGAAGAAGCGAAUGCAGCGGGGAGCGAGCCUAGUUUGCUAAUCGAUGCGAAGCUUCUGGCAGCGUUAGACCACGCGAGAUUCUCGCGUAUUUGAACGAAUCGUUUCGCGUUACGAUCCAGCCGUCGCGGCUAAAUUAAAUUACGCGCGCACGACCUGACUUUCCAGCGCUUCUCGGCGUCGCAGACAGCGAUUAAUUUCCAUCAGGAAAGUCAAACCCUAGCUAGAAUCAGUGACAACGCGGUCGCGUGAAACGACUUUGCUUUCUGGAUCCGAUGGCACGGCUGUUCCUCUCCUUACGAAGAGACGAGUUAACUCGAGUUGCCAAUUUGAUGUAAUUUGGUUUCUUUACGUCGACGGUUAGCAGCGAGUUGUAGCGCAACUUUAUGCGAAACAGUUUUGUUUCGUAGGUUUUAUACAAGAAUAGGGAAAUUAUCGAUCAGGCCAUCGGAGCGUUGCUCUCUCGCGCAGGAGACCAUAAACGAUAGACAAUUUUUCGUCCUAUCACGACGCUUUAAUUGGAAAUUCUCUAUCUUUUUACGUGUCGUUUACUACGGGCAUCUACGCGCGAUGAAAGAUCGCCGAUCCGUAUCGGAGCUUAGCCAGGCUCCGACGAAAAAAGAGACGUUCCGAGUAGCAAGAAUACUUUAGACAGGUAACGCGAACUCUAGACACCUGUUCUCGUUGUCGAAAGCAAACUCCUCUCGCCUAUCUUCUUUAUGACCAGCAGUUGAUAUUUGAUAUUUGAACGCUACCAGCUCGGAGUUUGCUUCGGGGCGUUCCGUAUCCAACUCUGUAUUCAGCGUUCGGUUGUUUCUCCAGCGAAUUCACUCUCCUCGGAGCUGGAUAAGGCAACAGUCACGCUGCGUUGCCUUUUUCACUCCGCCUUUGUUCGCGAGUUCGCCAUUCGAGAGACUAAACUUUCCACGUUUAAUCCUCGUUGUUUCGAGCGAUCGCGGUAAGUAAAUUUGGUCGAGCGAUGGCGCGUUUCGCCGCCACCGAUUAUCCGUGAGGAGCAUAUGGGAAAAUUGGAAAAAUCGAACGACGGCUGAUACGUCAACGAUACUCGAACCGCGCUCGAAAUUCUAUGCCGGAGCUCGUUAGCUGUGCGCCAACAAAAGGGUUAGGUGGCUCGAUUCAGCCGGUCUAGUGAAAAGAACGAAUCACGACGCGCCAUCGACCACUUUCCUAAUUUGCAUGGAAGGCGCUCGUCGAAUCGCGGUUCGCCGCAAUUAAAAUUAUGCGACCGAAAAGGAAAAAAGGGGGAAAGGGGGAGAGAGAAGAAACGACGGGAGCCAGGGGGGGGACAGCUGUUGGGAGUUUGAUUUUGCUGGCGGAUUUUCGAGCAGGUACCUUCGAACGGCUCGCAUUGUGUGGAUUAAAUCCGCGAUGCUCGAAGAGGCGCGGGGGCCGGCUCGUUCUGGUUCCACGCAUCGUCGGUUUCUCGCGGUCGCGCUCUCGCGUAAGCUUCGUCCGUGGUCGAUCCGGGACCACGGAACAUUGGAUUCGUCGCGGUUCGGCGGACCGAACGCGUGGCCAAAUCAACGUUCAGUUUCCAAAUCUUUGAAUUCCAGCGACGUUUUGACUUUUCCCAUGCAAACGAAACUCGUACAAAUCCGUACGACACGGUUAAAGCGUAUAUUACGCGUUGGUCCUUGACAAACAGUGGAGGACGCGAGAAAGGGGAAAAGUGACGUAAAGAGAGCGGAAAAAGAGAACUCGAUGGGAGGUCACGUGUUACGCGAUUUUCCGGCCGCGGCAAAAACAACGGCGCCUUUGAAAAAUGUCAUAAAAUCGCUAAAAGCCACGGUCUCUGUUUCUGUCCGCUUUUUCACCUCCCCUGGCCGUCUCUCGUCCCAUCCGCGCCUUGUUUCUUUCCCUCUGUUCCGCUUUGUGCGAAACGAGACACGAAAUUUUCGAGUGCACCGCUAGACGGAAAACGUAACUGUAAAACCGUGACUCGCUCGUCCGUGCUUUUUCCUACCAUUCCUUAGCCUCGUUAACGACAGGCGUGGACUAAUUGCAAAGCGGACUACCACCGCGCCUACACCGCUGUUCUAGCAUUCUAGCGCCAGCUCGGCAACGCGAAACUUUUCCAGAAACUACCGUUUUAUUCGAAACGUCGUGAAUUUUACAAUUGAAAAUACAAUUCAUAUCCAUGUUUCUUAAGACCUUAUUGGCUGUUUUCAUAAGUGCUACGUGCUCUCGAAAUUCAACCGCAACUUUUUGGAAUACCCUGUAUAUUCGCCCGACGUUCGUUCCACGAUGAAUCCGCAGAGACUACCGUCUUCUUAUUAAAAUAACAUCGAGAAGAUUGUAUUCGCAAGAAACGGUCGUGGAAGCGCGCAAACUUGCUACGGACUGUUUCGAACGCGAAUCUGUAUUUCCUUAGCGUAACGCGGAAAGUAUAUGAAACUCGGCGGAGCGGUUUAAACGAACGGUAAUUUAAAUGGUAAUCGAGGCAGACGAUAUCGCGCGGCGAUUCUAACCUAAAUUUAAAACGCCGAAACUUGCGCGCUUCUUGUUCCUAUCGUCGGAGGAAUCAAUUGCGGUGUUUCCUCGUCGCGUUAACGCGAAAGUUGUUCGCGCGGAAACACCGAAGAAGAGCGACCACCGACGAAAGAUUUACCGUGCCAGGAUACAAGGAGGAACCGGUGUAAAAGAAGAGUCAGGAAGUGAAACAAUCGAACGAGGUACACGCCGCGUUGGUCCGCCUCGAGCUUUUCUCUUUUCGCUGCUCGUCCUCGACUUUGCGCUUUCUUCGUCCUCCAGCCGUUCGACCAACAUACGUCGGAACGUGUCCUCGGCGUUACGCCGUUACACCCCGUGAAAAUUAUUACGCUCGAUUUCCCAUUUUUAACGUCCCUUUCGCCGCCCUCUUUCGGUUCACCCUUCCCCGCCAUUUUCUCGAGGACAGUUUCUCUCGGUGGGCUGAACACGGUUGCCUCUUCGCCAGGAACAAGGAGCACCGCUGAGCGAUCGAUCGACAUCUUCGGUUCGAGCUGUCCGAGUCAGGGCCCAGGAUCCAGGCAAACUUCCCUUCUAAAUCCAGACUUGUCCACGAGACUGUGUCUCUCGCACGAUUUCCUCUUCUUGCUAUCUCUCUUCUCACGAUCCCCUUUUUGCCUCUUAUCGACUUUCGGCAUUCUCGCACAGAAUCGUUUCUCUUCGCUCCGCGAACGAAUCACCGAAGAACACCUCGCACAGUGCUUAGUCGCGAGCUAAGGACACGAAAGCGUCGAGAGGCAGAGAGUCUGUUCUCGUGACCGAUCGAGCUAUCGUGACACGAGAAACGAGGGUCGAAAGGUUGGAUUCUCUACGGAUAAGCGUCGCACGUGUGAGUGUUUAACGCGUCGACCGCCACGUCAACGUGCACGUCCGUGACCCAAAUUUUCCUCGGUUACUACACUUUUUAGAACGACGAAGCAAGAUUCUGCGUUAUGCGCGCACAGCUAGACCGCGGAUUUUUAUACAUUUUUCGGAGAUUUAAUUUCGUACAAACAGUACAUAUAGGAAAACGCGCGAAAUAUCGAAAGUACGAUACUCUUUGCAAUUUAUAAUUACAAAUGUUACAAAACGGCGUUCCGUUUAUCGGUCCAUUUUUUAAAACACAUUGGUGAAAAUACGAAUUUGCUGGUACACCCGCGGUCUGUUCGCAACAGUCUACGUAUUUAAUUCCUCCGUGUACGUGCUUGAUGGAACGACGAUCUGUCGGAACACGAAUUCGCUCUAACCGUAAGCAUCGAACGUAAACGUCUGACGCCCGUAGGAAAUCUCAGCCGAAGAGUCCGAUCGAUCCGUCGAUCGACUAGCGUUCAGCCAUCGUUCGGAUCUCUGCGAGCGUGCAACGGAAAAACGAGCCGCGGCUGCUAGCGAAAAGGUACGAGUUUGCGUUUAUAUAAAGCCACCGCAUCGGGCGGAGUUCCAUUAAGAGAGAAACGAGCACGACUUUCGUUCCAGUCCGAUGCACAGGGUCGACGUCGGUGUGUGCCGACGUACCUAUUGACUUUUCCAUCGAACGAUCUCCGGUAGCGACCGCGCGAGUAGACCAAAAGCGCGAGACGAGGAAAGAGAGAGAAGAUUACCGUUACUAUUCGCGACGUGUAUGCCGCGACGUGCAUUGGAACGCGGGAUACACGGGGAAAAACGGGAGUAGCCAAAGCCCGGAUAUCCCGCGGCGAGUUAUCGACGAAAGUCGGAUGAAACAAAAGUUGGGCGACUCGUUCGCUUAAGAGUUUACGCCUCGAGGAUGCCACGAUACGUUACGGCUUACCGAUCCUCGAUCCUUGUUCGUACGCUCACGAUCGAAUUUUCCCUUCGAUUUCCAACGAUCCGCGACCUGUUGCGAGAACGCGAGCUUGUGUUUCUCUUUGUUCCACGUUUCUCGAUUCACAUUGCGUGUCCUCCGUUCAGGCAGACUGAAACGCAAGUGGAAUUAUUCGAAAAAACGUUAAUUUUGUCGUGUUUUCUACUUUGUUGCGCUCUGGUCUCCUACAGAGAAAAAACAUUAAUUGAAACGUUGACUGCGACAGUGACUAUCGAGGUUCCAGGUUUUAUACAAUUUUCUCGAACGAUCAAGCUGCGAUAAAUUUCUGGACGUAGGACAUUGAACAACGAUUUAGACGGGAUUGUCAGAAAAAAGUAUAUUUUGCAAAAAUUCGGUAUCACGAUAUAGCGUAUUUCGAUCUAUCGUCACUGCCACAGCAAAGUAUACGAGUAGCGGAUAACAGAAAGUUGUCUCACCCUAUGGAUUUUAGUAACAUUGUAUUAGAGAUUGUUUAUGUUGAGAAUUUUGGAUCUUUGAAGCCGAAAUAAUGUUAUGGGAACACAAAAUUUACACUUUUAAAUAACGUUUGAAUAGUUAUACAUUUAUUUAAUGGACGAUCUCUAUUAUAUUUAUCGAUACAUAUCUGCACGCGUCUCAGCACUUUCUUCUUUACCCGACUGUUAACUGACGACCCUUCCAGAUGUUUCUAACGACUGGACAGUUUUCAUCCAUCUGUUUUUGAGACGCUGCGCACACACAUACUCCCACACACUAAUACUUGCAUACAAGUAUUCUUACUGCACGUUUAAUCCAGUCCAGCACAGAAAAUUAUACAUAUCUCAACAGUUUAUAACGUCGGUAACACUCGUAUUACAUUUAUUCGUCGCUCUUACUAAAUCCAUAGGUCCGCUUCCUAAAAUUAUAGCGUCUUCUCGUGUUUCUUAUUUCGUAAACUUCCUUCUGUCUGUCAUUAUAUCCGCGCCGCAGUUAACGUGUUGAUAUUGCGCACGGGGUUUGUACAAAAUAAUGGAAACACCCCUUAUACGUCAUAUAUACGUCGAGUUAGUCUCAUUGCGGUUAGGGGCGGUUAGGGUAACGAAUCUUCAUUUGGAUUAGCAAUUGUUAUACAAUAUGGAUGAUAUUCACUGCUACAAAUAUGAUUAGCGGCGAUUAGAUACUCGAGAUACUAAUGACAAUGAUCUUAGGUUCAAUAACGAAUCCACGGUCAACAGGGUAGCAUAUGUGCUUUCUUCCAAAGUGCAAGUCGAACUGAACUCCAUGGUGCACAAUUCAAAUGUAACUCAACUUACUUGCCCACGGUACAACUCUGUCAGUCCAAGUGGAAUUGAACUUAUAUACUCUUCUCUGUACCUCUCUGUACCCCACGGGUCAACUAUAUUUUUAAGGAGAACCAUACAACUACUCCAUACCUCUGUUAGGUAAAAACGUGCAUCCCGUGACCGUGGCUACGUUUAGCGAUCAGUCGUGUCACUUCGAGCCCAAGCCUACUGUCACAAAUCUCGGGCAAACAUAAUCGGAUUGAAUCAUAAACAACCCCCUCCAAGUUUUAUUAUUUAACUACAGCUAUGAUAAAAUGUCUAGAUUAAAGAAUUGGGGAUGUUGCCAAAAAUUCCAAAAGAAAGGCCCCUUUCAUCUCCGACAUAUAUAAUAUAAGAUAUAAGAGGUGCUUCUAUUAUUUCGCGCAAUCCUUGUAAAACGCUCCGAAACGAUAUUUUCACAAUCACCGAUAACGCGGAGAAAUUUCCAUGAAAUAUAAAACAGAAUCGAACGUCGAUAAAUGGAAUCUGAAGGGAAGAGCUGAAAUCUUCUUUCCCUGCGUACAGGAGGUUCAAAGCAGCGGUUCGAGUCGCGUUUCCUUCCUAUCGCACGACACGGAACUUUCAACGAGGGAACGAAACACGGCCGAAAAGGCUUGCGAUAAUCGGAAUUCCUGAGGGGUAUUUUGCGACCUCGUUUUUCCGCGCGGUGCGGCGCGUAGCACGCGUGAGGUACGAACCAGAUGCAAGUGGAACCAUCCUCAUCGGGAUAUACGUAUAUCGCGUGCCAACUAAACGCAAUUUCGGAAUAGUUUCCCUCGGCGCGCGGAUUAAAUUUUCCUUUGUUCGCGUUAUGGAGUCGGGCCGCGUUCGUCUCGUCUCGUCUCGCCUCGCUUCGCCUCCCAUUGCCGCGUUUCUCGGCCAAGCCGACUGUUCGCCGUGCUUUCACCCACACCAACAAUUAGAUCGACUACCCUAGGCGUGUACUUUAACUUUCCGGCCUUUCGGAAACGAGCGCGAAGCACCGCUGCUAUUUUCUACGCGCCGAAACAUUUCCUCCAAACAGAUAAUUCUGACGCAAGAAAGAUGGAACUGUUGGAAGAGUUUAAGGGCGAGGGUUUGAAGAAAUUUGAAGCUAUCGUUGGUAUAAAGUGGGAAUAUUUACGCAGGCUGAGCGAUCUGCGCACCCGCGAAAUAUGCAAAUAUAAGUGGAAAAUAUGCAAAGUAUGUUGACGAUAUGUUGGUUGUACUUUUGAUAUAUUAAAUGUCAUCUGGAUGAUGGGAUAUUUAGCAAGAUAUUCGCUAGCAAUACUCCGCUCAAAUUUCCGCUCGUUAACCGACCAUGUUUCCGCGUGAAAUAUAUUACCCGGUAUAUAUUACCCGGAAAAUGUGUUUUCUGAAAUAUUCGUUUUUAGCAGAAUUUGAGAAAACUCGUGGCGCGUUUGCCUCUCGUACGAUUCAGGUCGCAGGUAAUUACGCGAUGAGCUUAAUUAAACCAAACUAUUUCGUAAUAAUUCGAAACAUAAACCACGUCCUACGCUUAGCCAACCACUCAAAAUCGCAAUUGUACGACGUGGUCCAUAUUUGACAUCGGAGCUUCGAAUCGAGUCGUGAAACAAAGUCGGACGCGUAAUGUUACGAUUGUCGUAGAUUCGUUGAAGGGUACGGAAUGAUCGUUCGAAACUAGAAAGUUACUAAACCAAGAGGACGCGAAUUAAAAAGAUAUAUACGAAUUCGUAUAUUUUUGUGUAUUUUCUUGAGAUAAUCCAGAUGAGAACGGAAUAUGUCAACUACGCUACGAACUUUCCCAACAGCUCGAUAAUUCCACGUCAAAGCAACACUCAUCGCGUUCGAUUCUUGUCCAAUGUACUUUGAACAUUCGCGAAUCCGCUGGAUAAGAGGCUAGGCGUAAUCGCCGAUGUCCCUGAAAGCGCUUUAACGAUUCGUGAAAUAAUUAAAGCGAAUCCUCUGGCUCUGGAUUCGUCGGUUCGGACGAGAGACAGCAGCAAGAGUCGAAGACGAAACGAUGUUCAAUUAGUUGGGUCGGGGGUGGAUGGAAGUAGAAAAACGAGUUCCUAGCGAUUGCGUAACUUGCAAAGCUCCGUCGGAUGUAAAAGGACAAGGUAGGAAAGAACAGCAGGGUCAUUGGCUCUAGCUUCGGUUGGCAGCAACGCGAAAUCACGAUCGACUCUGUUCAAAGCACAAUCGUUUUCGCAAACUCGUGCCUCCCUUUGAUGACCCGAGUAAACGGUAACUCGAUCGCGACGGAUUUGUAACCGUUCCCCAGACCCCUUGCUGCUUAUUUGCAUGCAAAUUGCCAGCCUUUCACAGACACGAUAAAAAGACAGAGGGAAAAAGGCGAAGAAAAUAGCAUCGCAAGCGCCUGCGAAAGCAAGCAGAGUGUCCUAGCGUGGGACGAAAAUGCAGGAUGAUCUUCUUGCUGGUUAACUCUCGUCGAGUUACUCGAAAGAAGAACGACAGCGACGCUGGAAUGCUAAUUUCUCUUCUAUUAACUUCCAUUAAUUGACCCUUAACGAUCGAUAGUUUGUUUCGCGGUGUUCUCGAAGAUGACGGGAAAUUGGCCAAACCACGGCGAUCGUAAAUAGAUAGGAACGAAGAUGAAAUUAUUUAUACACCGCCGGCCACAAGUACUCCAACACCUACGUGUUACAUUCAGCGUAAAAGUCUAACGGAUUUUACUUUCCUUAGCGUUUUACGCUAUAAGACGAGCGUAAUACCGCGACCCAGUGACAAAUUACUUUGAAAAUUGAAACGGUGAAAAGCGUACAAUUUGCAUUAAAUAUCAGCUGCUGUGCUAACACGCACAUGUCAACUUCACGGCUGUCCCGUGCCUAGGUACUAGCUUGUGGUCUGCAAUUUAUGUUUGCAAAUGCAACGGCGGAAUCUUUUGAUCGUUAAGGUUCAAUGGCACGAAAAUCCAGCACAGACUCCAUCUCAACUCGAUUGCCUGUAUUUUUCCAAGCGUUGAUGUCCUAUCCUGGAUGCUGUGUCGAAAGCGAAGGUUUUUAACACUCGAGAGAAACACGAUCAGGUAGAAGACGAGUCAAAGAACGCGACAGAUUUAAGCAAUAAGAGAACCACCUUGUGUCUCUUGCAUAUUCAGCCAUUCGAACGAACUCGAUUUGACGAACUCGAGGGGAAGAACGUUCCACGGCCAAUCGAGGAAACCGCGGAGAAAAGGUGUACGUGUAAAUAACGAUAACGCGACCGCGUUGCUCAGACGCAGAUUUAAAUUCCAUUUGAUGUGCCGUCGACCGAGGAAAACGAAGGCCAGGCAUCAUCGACGCGUGAAACGUGGCGAUAUUUUUUCGGGAAAAGUCAAACGUUCCGACGCGAAAACGUUCUUUAAUCGACCGCGCCCUUUCCACUUGCUCCUGGAGCGCUGCACGGUCUACGUUCGACGAUUCAACGUUUUCACGAGUUUUAUCGCAGCUCGCAAAUGCGUUUGAACGACGAGAAUAUUCGGAGAUGCGUAGAAUCAUAAUACGUGGAAGUUGAAAGUUGUGGCAUGCGUAACUGUACGACGAGGCGCUAGUUAUCGUCAUCACCCUGUAUUCCAAGGGGUGAAUUCAUCUUCUCCGACGACAGCCCGUUGAAAUCUUCGCGAAUGCGAAUCGCGCAGCACUUUACUUAUUGUACAUACUAUACAUAUGCAUAUAGUACGUGAAUAUUCGAUAUGGCGUAAAUGUUACGUAUUAUUAUAUUUUAUAAUAAAACUGGAAU
Bombus pyrosoma is the source of this 13920-nucleotide messenger RNA. Its product is annotated as LHFPL tetraspan subfamily member 6 protein-like. The coding region runs from base 2290 to 2904 and encodes 204 amino acids. Lineage: Eukaryota; Metazoa; Arthropoda; Insecta; Hymenoptera; Apidae. The transcript has 5 exons. Gene Ontology annotation, cellular component: membrane. The record is from RefSeq and is a predicted model, not a curated record.